Messenger RNA from Strigops habroptila (Kakapo), 2579 nucleotides. It is a transcript of the gene IQCE, whose product is annotated as IQ motif containing E. Gene Ontology annotation, molecular function: protein binding. Bases 113 to 2008 code for a protein of 631 amino acids. The record is from RefSeq and is a predicted model, not a curated record. The transcript has 21 exons. NCBI's taxonomy places the organism in Eukaryota, Metazoa, Chordata, Aves, Psittaciformes, Psittacidae.
CCGGUCCCUCCGCGCAGGCGCCAUUGUUCCCGCCCCGCCGCGCGGCUGGUUGCCAUGGUUUCCGCAACCCGGAAGCGCUGGCGGGGGGAGCCCGGGCUGCCCUGAGCCCGCCAUGGCCGCGGCGGGGGGGGGAGCUGAGAUCUGCAUCUGUCCAAAGACUCAUGCUGCAGCUGUGAGCCCAAUGGAGACAGCAGCAAGCGAAGAUGUUCUUCCUGCGAGGGCAGCGUACACUCAGGGAGAUGACGGCCCAUCUGCGAUAACCUGUGAAUUGGAUCCAGAAAUGAAGUUAAAGAAGAAACUUUUUAGCAAGCCUCCAAAAUUACCAAGUAGGUCUCCAUACAGCACACAACUGUAUUCCAGAAAAGCUGCAGUUUGGCCAUCUCUGCAGGGAACAGGCAGUGAAUAUCUUGAGAGUGCAGCUGUAAAAAACUCAAGGCUAAGAUCACUGAAACAAGGAAUGAGCUAUCCUGUGAAGUCAGAUGUUGACAUGGGGCAUAUGCAAGCUGGUUUUAGUAGCACUCCGGAAUAUUUGAAGGAAGUUCUAGGAACGAAGAAGCCAAAACAUUCUCGUUCUUCUAGCAAUGGCUACGUUCCUGGAAAUCCUAACUACAAAGAAAAAGAAGAUAUGUAUGAUGAAAUUAUAGAACUGAAAAAGACAAUACAAGCUCAGAAAAUUGAGAGACAUCAAAUGAAAACUAAGCUUCGUCGACUAGAAGAAAUGAUCAAUAGAAAGGAUAAACAGAUUGAAAACCUGUUGGAUCCUUUCAAGGGCUCCGAGAUGGCACAAACUUUGUCAGAAAAGAUGAAUAAUAAUGGAUGGGUGGUUAAUGGAUUGAAGCAGAAGAUUCUCAAGCUACAACAACUGUGCAAGGAGAGAGACAAGACUAUUAACAAAUUCCAGGCAGAAAUGAAGUCCACUAAUUUGGAAGAAAUGAAGAUAGCUAUGGAAACGUGCUCUGAAGAGGUUCAUCAUCUCCAACAGCUCCUGGAGAAAUCUGAGGCUAUGAGGAAAAAUACAGAGAGCAGAGAGACCCAAAAACACCUAAAGGCACUGAAUGCUGCUGUCCUGAGAUUAUCCAGGACCAUCAAAAAUUUGCAGGCUGAGAAUCGGAGGCUGAAAGAAGAUUUAGAUCAUGUACUGUGCAGUUCUCCUCCUUCCAAUGAAACAGAAAGUUAUAGUGAGUGGAGCAAACCCAGGCUGGUGAGGCGGAUUUUGGAACUUGAAAAAAAAAUAUGUGCAUUGGAAAAUGCCAGGGUGCCAUCAGCAGAUACCUGUGAGUCAGAGUUAUUUGCUCCACCAUGUUCAGCUGAAGACCUGGAUCAUCCAGCCUCUCAGCAGGUAGACUAUGUUGAGGAAUGUCAUCGCCUUCAAGGGCUAGUGAAGAAACUCCAGAGAGACAAGAGGGCACUUCGAAGUUUCCUACUCAGUAAAGAAGUGGAAAUCCAGAACCUGACACAGAAAUUAGGGAAACUGGAGACAAAAGAAGAGGAAGAGAAGAGUCAAAUGUCAGAAGACAAAGUGGAAAAGCUUCUUAAGUUUUCACUGCAAGGCAAAGACCAUCAAAGGAGGCAACAAGCAGCCAGAAUCAUCCAGAGGUACUGGAAGAAGUAUCGGGACAAGCGAGAUGUAACUGAUCUGGACGAGGCAAUUAUUACACUUCAGACAGCUUUCAGAGGACAUUUAGGUCGACAGAAACUGUUACUGAAGAAGAGGACGCAUGAUGCAAAUUCUCAUAACAAGGACUCCUGCAGGUCUUCCAUGUCAAACUCCUCGAGCUCGUCUUCUGAUUGCAAGGAGAAAGAUGAGAUGCUGCCAUUCAUCCAGUCUGUUUUCAGGGCUCACUUAGCACGUAAAGAACAGCUUGUGGAGAGUGCACUAUGUGAGAAAGGAGAUUCUGCAGUUCACAGUCCAGAGAAGAAACCGGUCUUAGCAGCAGUCCAGAGACGACCUUCAAACUUCAUGUUGUCUCUUCCUGGUAAUUUCAUUUCCCUCUAUGUUCGAAAGUAAUGUGUGUUUUGAGUGGGUGCACGCAAUUUUAUAGAGAACAUCUGCACAUGCAGAUGCAUAAUGGGACUCUGUGUCUUCUUUUAACUUGAUGACAUGUUGCUUAUACUGGCAAGUGCAGGCCCUUGCGUAAAAAAAAAAAACAAAACCAAACCUUUGGCAGUAUCAGUACCAGCUUCCUCACAAGUGCUUUGCCUUUUUGUCACAACUGUGGUUUGGAGGGUCUCUCUCUGAUGUGAGUGGUAAUUAUUCAAGGAACAUGAUGUUCCUCUGUAUUGCCUCUCUUCUCUCUUUUCAAUCCCCCCAGCCCUGUAGCUGUAAUAUGGUACUUUCCACUAUGCUUUGGGCCUGAAGCCAUAGACAAGCUGAGAAUGUUUUCAUCAUCCUGACUUGGUUUCUGAAGGGGACAGACAUCUGGUAAAAAGAACCAUCCUAGUCCACCAUGUGUAACAUUGUUUUCAGCAGUCUUCUGAUGCUGCAUUAAGGGGAAAAAUGAAGUCCUGGGUAACUUUGCCAACUAGUACUACAAUAAUACAAACUGGGAAAAUGUCUCUCUUUUUUUAUGGCUCUUAUA